AAGACAACUGCGAGCCCCAGUUGAGAAACAUGGCAGCGGUGGUGCAGGAGGUGUUGACGAGUACGCACGUGGAGAAAACGAAUAAGAAAAAGCCUCCAAAACGCUAUUGGGAGGAAACAGAAAACACAGACCAAAAGAGAACAGAAGAAGAACAAGGUGCAGCUGGCCAGGACCAGAAUAAAUCAAGAGAGAAAAAAAAUAAUGGAGGAGGAAAAAAGAGGAAUGAUGAAAGUUUGGAGAAACAGGACCCUUUCCCUGGUGAAGCUCCUAUACCACAUAAGCGACUCCAGAAGUUUCGGAGAGGAGAGAAGUACGAAGUGCCUAAAGAAGCCCGUCCAGACCUGAAAGAAGCCAUUACAUUCUCUGAAGCCAUGUCUGAACUUGCUCAGAAACAGGCUGCACGAUAUGAUCUUCUGCUUCCAGAGGAUGCUGGCUUCCUGGAAGGAGAUGAGGAUGAAGACACAAAUACAAUCUCUCAAGAUGACAUAGCAGCUGCAGUUGACAUCACUUCUGGAUCAAAGUACUUCAACUUGCAUCUUUCCCAGUUUGGGCCUUACAGGCUUGACUACAGCAGAACUGGACGGCAUCUGUUAGUGGGUGGAAAGAAAGGUCAUGUCGCCUGCAUCGACUGGCAAUCCAAAGACCUCAUGUGUGAGAUGAAUGUCAUGGAAACGGUGAAUGAUGUCAAGUGGCUUCAUACAGAGGCCAUGUUUGCUGUGGCACAGAAGAAAUGGCUCUACAUCUAUGACUCUAAAGGUUUAGAGCUCCACUGUUUGAAGAAAUUCAAUGACGUCUUAAGAAUGCAGUUUCUGCCCUACCAUUUCCUACUUGCCACAGCGAGUGCCACAGGGUUUCUGCAGUAUCUGGAUGUAUCGGUUGGUAGAGAGGUCAAAGCCAUCUGCACAAAAAUGGGACGGCUAGAUGUGAUGUGUCAGAAUCCCUAUAAUGCAGUAAUUCACCUGGGCCACCCAAACGGCACUGUCAGUCUAUGGUCACCCAACCAGAAAGAGCCACUGGUAAAAAUGUUGUGUCAUCGGGGUGCUGUUCGUUCCUUAACAGUGGAUAAAACUGGCACGUACAUGGUGACGUCAGGUUUGGACAGGAAGCUAAAGGUGUAUGAUAUCAGAGCUUUUAAACCUCUUCACUCCUGUUUCCUCCCUGCUGGAGCCUCUUGCUUAUCUCUAAGCCAGAGAGGACUACUUAGUGCUGCUACUGGAGAUAUUGUACAGGUUUAUCAGAACAUUUUGGGAAGCAGUCCUGUAUUCAAACCCUAUAUGGCUCACCGCCUUCGAGGGCAAAUUUGGGGUCUUGCUUACUGCCCCUUUGAAGAUGUUCUAGGAAUUGGACAUGGAGAGGGCUUCACCAGCAUGAUUGUACCAGGUGCCGGAGAACCAAAUUUUGAUGCUCUUGAUGCAAACCCAUACCGCAGCAGUAAACAGAAACAGGAGUGGGAGGUCAAGGCUCUGCUGGAGAAGGUGCAGCCUGAGCUGAUAGGUUUGGACCCAGGACAGCUGAGUAAAGUGGACCAGGCCACAUUUGAGCAGAGGCACAAGAGAAGAGUUGAGGAAUUGGGCUUUGAUCCAUUAGCAAAAGAAAAAUUUAAACCAAAAAACAAGCAAAAAGGAAGAAGCUCAGCUGGUGCCGUAGAGAAAAGAAAGAGGAAAGUCGCCAAUGAGGAUCAGAGGGAUGAAAUUCAGCAGUCCAUACAAGAACGAACAGAGAGAGAGAAAGAGCUUAAAGUGAAGUCCAAAGAGAAGAAAACGUUGGAAAAUAAAUCAACACUUGAUCGAUUCAGAAAGUGAAUCGGUCAAGUGAAUCGGAAAGUGACUGCUGUGAACCAAUCCUAGAUGAGAAAAUUAAAAGAGAAAAGAUUAUUCAUACAUGCUAAUCUGAUGCGAAUGUAAAAAUGGUGUUGUACAAGUCAAUUUUUACAACAACAAACCAUGUAAAUGUCAUUUUCUUUUUCCCUUGAAAGCUCUUUUCUUGUUUAAUAAAAUAUUU
Messenger RNA from Labeo rohita (rohu), 2001 nucleotides. It is a transcript of the gene wdr46, whose product is annotated as WD repeat domain 46. Gene Ontology annotation, cellular component: small-subunit processome; 90S preribosome; nucleolus. Gene Ontology annotation, biological process: maturation of SSU-rRNA from tricistronic rRNA transcript (SSU-rRNA, 5.8S rRNA, LSU-rRNA). The transcript has 14 exons. Bases 30 to 1802 code for a protein of 590 amino acids. The record is from RefSeq and is a predicted model, not a curated record. NCBI's taxonomy places the organism in Eukaryota, Metazoa, Chordata, Actinopteri, Cypriniformes, Cyprinidae. Gene Ontology annotation, molecular function: protein binding.